GGUGGCUAGGUGGCUAGGUGGCUAGAUGGCUAGGUGGCAAGUGAAUAAAAGCCACCUCCACUCCAUCGAGUGGCAUCAGUUGCAGGCCGCAAGCCAUUGAGGAUUAAGCCACCCACCCACAACAUGAUGAAACUGAUAGUGUCACUAAUUUCCAUCUGCGCCUUGGCGGCAGCUCGUCCUGGCUUCCUGCAUGGCCACCACCAUCACUAUCCGGAGAUUCCCUACUAUCCACACCACCACCAUGUGGAGCCACUGCACUACCACCUGCCCGCCGCCGUUUCCCACCAGAGUUCGACGGUGGUGCACAGUGUGCCGCACCACAUCAUCAAGCCCGUGCUCCUGCCCACAGUGGUGAAGACCGUGGUCCAUCCUCCCAUCAUCAAGGCCUACCAUCCUGCGCCCAUCAUCAAGGCCUACCACCCGUUCGAUCCCUUCCAUCUGCACCACCACCACCACGACUUCCACGAUUACCACCUGCACUAAUCGACGAUGGCCAAUUGACGAUGACUGACGAUCGAUAAUGAUAACACUGAUUACUGAUUACCGAUAACGACGACGGGAAGGAUGCAACCCUUAUAAGCUGUGUAUGUUUGCGUGUGUCGAUUGUUAAUGUGUAAUAUCCAAAAGGAAGUUUCGCUGUAAGCUGCUGAAAAAUAUGCUAUUCCAUCUAUCUUAAAUACUGUACAUAAAAGAUACAAUAUCUAAAAUGGUA
Molecule: messenger RNA, 712 nt
Organism: Drosophila gunungcola (fruit fly)
Lineage: Eukaryota; Metazoa; Arthropoda; Insecta; Diptera; Drosophilidae
Product: histidine-rich glycoprotein
Exons: 2
Coding region: 124-483 (119 amino acids)
Source: RefSeq, a predicted model, not a curated record